AUGGUUGUAUAUUUCACCUGCCGGUUGCUGGUCUCAUGUCUCGUCUUACCUGGCAUCUUGCUCGGGGACUUGGUCUUCCGAUGUCCGAGUUGCACGGCGGAGCGGCUGGCUGCUUGUCCCAUGGUCACAACGGCGUGUGCUGAGAUAGUGCGGGAGCCGGGCUGCGGCUGCUGUCCGGUGUGCGCCAGGCUGGAGGGGGAGCUGUGCGGGGUCUACACGCCGAGAUGCUCCACCGGGCUGAGGUGCUACCCCAGCGCCGAUGCCGCAUUGCCUUUACAACAGCUUAUCCAGGGCUUAGGCCGGUGCUCGCAAAAAGUGAACGUAGAAGUCUCGGCCAGUCAAAACGAGGUGGACAGCACGGAGGGUCCACCUGUGAAGAAGCCACCCUGGAUAUGGCCGAAAGAGAACGCCAAGCAGCAACACCUGAAUGAUCUCAAAAGCAAAAUGAAGACGAAUCGCCCAGAUGAACCUCGGACCCAGAUAUUGCCACAGAAUUCCUGUGAGCAGGAGCUGGACAAGGUCCUGGAGGAGAUCUCCAGGAUGACCUUCCAGGAUAACGGAGGCACACUGGAGAACCUGUACGAGCUCAGAUUUCCAAACUGUGAUAGACAUGGAAUGUACAACUUGAAACAGUGUAACAUGUCUACCCAUGGCAAACGGGGUGAGUGCUGGUGCGUAAACCCCUUGACGGGGGUCCAGAUUCCAGCAACGCCCAAGAUCCGGGGGGACCCCAACUGUAACCAGUUCCAGGAGGAGCUCAGACCGCUGCCCACGCUGGCAGCCCUCCGCUAGCACACACCAUACCGCAUAUCAGCGGUGGGGAGAAAUGACGGGGUCAUCGUCAUAAGUCACGGGGUUGAGGGUCAAAAAGCGAGAGUGAAUUCUAGGUUCUGGGGUUCUCCUAGUCCCGUUCGUGGUGAAAUAAUUUGAAAGAUCAAUGUUCAAGCUGAAAUUUGGAUCUCAUUCUUUAAUCAGAUGAGACGCCGGUGGACUGACCCUGGCGAAGACGGAGCAGACAGCAGAGUUGUAGGAUUAAACGAUAAGGUUUGGUCUGUGUUUACAGUAAGUUCAGGAUACUGUGUGUUAAAUCUUUCCCACCUCGUUAUGCGAAGCUAAUACACCUUUUUGAUUUGCAGUUUUAAUUUUUUCAGCCAUGUGUUUAGGCCCAUUUGUCAAAUAAUUUAUUUUUGACCAGAAUCUUGCAAUUACAUGGUCAAAAUGUCUCGUUAGCAAACUUUAUUUGUUAAUUGCGUGUAUAGUUUACGGUCUUUCUUUCCUCCAUAAUUAGCGGCGCUGGAACACCAUCAGAGAUAAAAGAUUAGAGUGUUAUCCCAUCUCACCUUUACAAGUAAACGAGCGCAGACCCAGGCUGUUGUUUGAUCAGUGCCUCACAUGUCGUACAGGAAGUAUUCUGCUGUUAUGAAAGACUCUUCCUGUCCUGAGAGUUCCCUGUCAGCACCAAACAAACACGCUGAACAAACACAAACAAACCUGGGGUAUAAUACCGUGGACUCCAGGCAUAUGCUAAAUGUUUUGUGUGCCUUUGUGUGUGUGUGAGUGAGUGACUGAGGGAGUGUCUGAAUGAGUGUGUGUGUGCGGGUGUGAGUGAGUGGGUGAGUGUGUGUGUGUGUGUGUGUGAGUGGGUGAGUGAAUGUGUGAGUGUGUGUGUGAUUGAGUGAGGGAGUGAGUGUGAGCGAGUGAGUGAGUGGGUGAGUGUGUGUGAGUGAGUGAGUGUGUGUGUGUGUGUGUGUGUGUGUGUGAGUGAGUGUGUGUGUGAAUGAGUGAGGGAGGGAGUGAGUGAGUGUGUGAGUGUAAGUGAGUGGUGAGUGUGUGUGUGUGUGUGUGUGUGUGUGUGUGUGUGUGUGUGUGUGUGUGUGUGAAUGAGUGAGGGAGUGAGUGAGUGGGUGAGUGUGUGUGAGUGAGUGAGUGAGUGUGUGUGAGUGGGUGAGUGACUAAGAGCGUGUGUGUGAGUGAGUGAGUGAGUGGGUGAGUGACUAAGAGUGUGUGUGUGUGUGAGUGAGUGGGUGAGUGACUAAGAGUGUGUGUGUGUGUGAGUGAGUGAGUGAGUGUGUGUGUGUGUGUGUGUGUGUGUGUGUAUGUAUGUGAGUGAGUGUGUGUGUGUGUGUGAGUGAGUGAGUGAGUGAGUGAGUGAGUGAGUGAGUGACUAAGAGUGUGUGUGUGUGUGUGUGUGUGUGUGUGUGUGUGUGUGUGUGUGUGGUGGAGAGGACCAUCUGAGUACACAUGGCUAAAUCACUACGGUGCUAACAUAUCUGUCCCCGGCCACCCUUGGUCAGGGGCUCUGAGAUGCUGCAGCCCCUAGCUGGAUGUUAUGCUAAACAUGAGAGGUUGCUGUUGUGUUUUUGCAUUGGACUGCACUGGUCCAUCAGGCAGCAACGGCCUCCUGUUUGUACAGCUGCUUGCCUUAUCAACAAGCUUUAAAUUUAUUCAACCUUUCUCUCCACGAGUCAAUCCGAGCGAGUAACUCACAGUAUACACAGGUGCUUCCCUUAAUCCUUUGACAUGUCAGAGAUCCAACUGUACAAUCUAUGACACCCUAUUUUUGGUGGGCACAAAUGCCACACAACUUUAGGUGUGUAUGGCAUGCGCUUAUGUUGUAAUUAAGAAUUUGACAUAAUGCUUUUUCCAUUGAUACCCUCAUGAUUUAUUUGUUUUGACUAGUAAUGUGCCAGAGUUUUUAUAUAGUACAGUCUGUAUUUGAAGUGGAGAAGAUUUUUCAAAAUCAACUAAUUAAAAUCCAACUAUGUUCUCCAUUUACCAGCUUGUGUCUCUCUGCUAUACAAUCUACCAUAUUGAAAAGCCAUAAUGCACCGCUUGGAUGUGUGUGUGUGUGUGUGUGUGUGUGUGUGUG
Molecule: messenger RNA, 2869 nt
Organism: Lampris incognitus (smalleye Pacific opah)
Lineage: Eukaryota; Metazoa; Chordata; Actinopteri; Lampriformes; Lampridae
Product: insulin-like growth factor-binding protein 2-B
Exons: 4
Coding region: 1-792 (263 amino acids)
Biological process (GO): regulation of insulin-like growth factor receptor signaling pathway
Cellular component (GO): extracellular region
Molecular function (GO): insulin-like growth factor I binding; insulin-like growth factor II binding
Source: RefSeq, a predicted model, not a curated record